AUGUCUGAACCAAUAUCCGGGUCGUCCGAUGGCGACAGUGCGAUGCUGGCCCUUCUUGGCAAGAAACAGGUCCUCCAACGCCGUUUCUCAUUCUUCUCCAUGUUUGGAUUCGCAGUCUGUGAGCUCAUCACCUGGGAGACUGUCCUUGCACUCUUCAGUCAAGCAUUCGAAAACGGAGGACCGGCUGGCGCUGUGUAUGGCUUCAUCAUUGCCUGGUUCUCGACCAUGUCAGUCUACACUGUCAUCUCUGAAUUGGCGUCCAUGGCACCCAUUGCUGGAGGACAGUACUACUGGGUGUUCAUGAUGGCUCCGCCAAAGUGGAAGCGAGUCUGUAGCUACAUCGUGGGCUGGCUUACGACGCUGGCGUGGAUUGCGACUGUGGCUACAGAGACACUAUUCGCUGGGCUUAUUAUCCAGGGUAUCAUCAUCUUGGAUCGGCCAGACUACGACGCGAAAAUGUGGCAAGGAACUCUCCUCACGUGGGCUGUCAUCCUUGUGUGUAUCUUUGUAAACACAGUCAUUCCUGCUUGCCUCCCACGACUCGAGAUCUUCAUUCUGGUAUUCCACAUUGCAGGAUUCGUCGCUAUCCUGGUGACCUUGCUGGUGAUGACACCUGAGCUCGGGUCAGCGGAAUCUGUUUGGCUCACCUCUCUGAACGAAGGUGGAUGGCCUACUCAAGGUCUUUCGUACUGCGUCGGCUUUCUCGGUAAUGUCGCUACCUUUGUAGGAGCAGAUGCUAGCGUCCAUCUCGCAGAGGAAGUCUCCAAUGCAGCAGUCAACAUUCCAAGGGCAAUUCUUGGAGCAAUGACCAUUAAUGGAGUAGUCGGGUUCGCGAUGAUGGUGACGGUGCUUUACUGCUUGGGCGAUGUCGACAGCGUCCUAAACACCAAUACUGGCUACCCUUUCAUCCAAAUCUUCUGCAACAGUGUGCGCAACGUCGCUGGUGCCACGGUGAUGGUCGCCAUCGUCCUUGCGCUGACAUGGGCUUGCUCUAUUGGAAUCACAACCACGGCGUCCCGAAUGUGCUGGAGUUUCGCUCGUGACCGAGGGCUUCCAUUCUCCAAAUACCUCAGCCGAGUGACUUCGAAAAGCAAAGUUCCCGUCUAUGCGAUUCUUGCGGUGACUGGAAUCGCGGCCCUCCUCACGCUCAUCUACGUCGGGUCUUCGGCUGCAUUCAACGACGUUGUAUCGCUGACAAUCACGGGCUUCUAUGGCUCCUACCUCUUCCCAGCCUCCUUCCUCCUCUACCACCGCAUCAAAGGCAACAUCCUACCCAAAGGCAGCGACCAAGAAACCGCUCCAGAGUCCGCUCCAGAGUCCGUCCCAGCCGCAUCAAAGGUCUCCGCGGCCAUCGAUGCACCUUCUAAGCCCUCACCAGAAGACGUCCGUUCCAACAACUCUUCUUCCACAAAUCUAAUCGCCGUUGCCCAAGCCCAACUCGUCUGGGGCCCGUGGCACGUCCCUGGCAUUCUCGGAAUCGCAAAUAACAUCUACGCUUGCUUAUACAUGGUCUUUGUGAUUUUCUGGAGUGUCUGGCCACCAGAUGCGCACCCGACGGCUGAGACGAUGAAUUACAGCGUUGUGGUGACUUUUGGCGUGAUGAUACUGAGUGGUGUAUGGUACUUCUUGGGUGGCAGGAAGCAAUACAAAGGACCGUUGGUCGAUGAGGACGUUGCAAGGGUUAUGAGAGUCGGAAGCGUAGUUGGGGUUGAAUGA
This is a messenger RNA of Lecanosticta acicola, 1716 nucleotides long. NCBI's taxonomy places the organism in Eukaryota, Fungi, Ascomycota, Dothideomycetes, Mycosphaerellales, Mycosphaerellaceae. The record is from the annotation of a GenBank genome assembly.